This is a messenger RNA of Amorphotheca resinae ATCC 22711, 1227 nucleotides long. RefSeq lists its product as hypothetical. The transcript has 2 exons. The coding region runs from base 1 to 1227 and encodes 408 amino acids. Lineage: Eukaryota; Fungi; Ascomycota; Leotiomycetes; Helotiales; Amorphothecaceae. The record is from RefSeq and is a predicted model, not a curated record.
AUGGCGGAUGUACAGCACGCACCUCUGCCAGAAGCAUCACAGCCUCAACCAAUACCUGGGGCUGUCCAGAUGCCUGCUCGAUCUUCAGCUACUGUGGCCCCAUCCUCCGCAAGUCGAUUGCGCAACUCCUAUCUCAAUCCCGACGUGUUUUCUCCAGUCAACCAGAAUGGAAGCUACGAGUGUGAUCGUGUCCUCAAAAGCGGUUUCGUCCAGAAGCGGACUCGCAAGACAAAGGCUUGGAAGCCUAUAUUCCUAGUCCUUCGGGCGAAUUACCUGUCGAUAUACAAAGACCAGAACGAGGACAAAUUGCGGCAAAAAAUCAACCUGGCAGACCUCACUGCCGUCGCCUUCCUCAAAGAUCCCAAGCAAAAGCGACAGAAUGUCUUUGGUUUGUUCUCACCGUCGCGUAACUAUCACCUCGAAGCUGCGUCGAGAAGGGACGCUGAGGAAUGGGUCGACCUUAUAAGAAGAGAAGCACGAAUCGAAGAGGAAGAAGAGGAGUUGCUCCUUGCGAGUCCCGGAGGAAAUGGAACAGGCACAUACAACGGGUUUGACAGAGCAAUGCAACACUACAAUCAGUCAAGACGAUUGUAUGAUGACCGACUAGGAUCCAGUUCCCCCGAACCCCACGAUCCUAUACCUCGAACGGCAAGAACGAAAGCCCUCGGUCUCACUGGCCAGCGACGGACAUCGCAUACAAUUGAGUAUUCUGGGAACGAAUUAGCGUCUCAAUCAGACUUCUCGGACCUUGAACCGUCAAGAGCUCGAGGCACUUCUAGUGUCUCCAUACCAGAAGAACCCGGGGCUGUUCAGGCCGGUGACCGACCGAUGCUUGGACGAAAUAUAAGCCAGAUGAGCGGUUUCAACAUGGAGUUGGAUCCCGAGCGUGUCGUGUGGCAGGGUUACCUCCUAUACCUGAAAAACAAAGGAGGAGUUCGGCAGUGGAAGGACCUGUGGGUUGUAAUCAGGCCGAGGAAUUUCGCUCUGUACAAAAACGACUCCGAGUACUCGCCCACGCUCAUAAUACCGCUGUCCUCCGUCAUCAAUGCUGUGGAGAUUGAUCCCCUUUCGAAAACGAAGAGGCAUUGCUUGCAAGUUAUUACGGAAGAGAAGAGCUACAAAUUCUGCGCUCAUAAUGAAGAAGGAUUGGAUAAAUCGCUGGGGGCGUUCAAGAGUUUGCUAGCGAAAAGGAAGGAUCAGGAGACGAAGACCAAUCGUUCUCGAUAA